Molecule: messenger RNA, 4174 nt
Organism: Pogoniulus pusillus (Red-fronted tinkerbird)
Lineage: Eukaryota; Metazoa; Chordata; Aves; Piciformes; Lybiidae
Gene: REV1
Product: REV1 DNA directed polymerase
Exons: 23
Coding region: 101-3865 (1254 amino acids)
Biological process (GO): error-prone translesion synthesis; error-free translesion synthesis
Cellular component (GO): nucleus
Molecular function (GO): DNA-directed DNA polymerase activity; deoxycytidyl transferase activity; damaged DNA binding
Source: RefSeq, a predicted model, not a curated record
UGGGGGAGCCGCGAUGUGAAGCUCGAGCGCGGCCCGGCAGGGCAGGAGGCAGCGGCGCCCCGGGAAUGUGCGUCUGGGACGCGGCAAAAGAAGCUUCAGUAUGAGGCGGGGUGGAUGGCGGAAACGGGCUGCCGAGGGCGAUGGCUGGGGAAUAUGGGGUGGAUACAUGUCAGCAAAGGUUAAGAAACUGGAGGAUCAGUUCCGGUCAGAUUCAGCCAUACAGCACCAGAGGGAUGGAAAUUCAUCUACUAUUUUUAGUGGAGUUGCAAUCUAUGUCAAUGGCUUUACAGAUCCCUCAGCUGAUGAAUUAAGACGGCUAAUGAUGUUGCAUGGAGGCCAAUACCAUGUGUAUUAUUCCAGAUCAAAAACAACUCACAUCAUUGCCACAAAUCUUCCAAAUGCCAAAAUAAAAGAAUUGAAAGGAGAAAAAGUAGUUCGUCCAGAAUGGAUCAUGGAAAGCAUUAAAGCUGGACGUCUCCUCUCGCACAUUCCAUAUCAGCUUUACACCAAGCAGUCAAGUGUUCAAAAAGGUCUCAACUUCAAUAGCGUAUGCAAACCUGAAGAUGCCAUGCCAGGUCCAAGCAAUGUAGCUAAAGAUCUCAACAGGGUAAAUCAUAUUAAAAAGUUCGAGAUGGAAAAUGAGACCACACCCAAUGGAAUAAGUAGCUGGAAUGAAGAAGAGGAGGAAGAAAGUGACAAUUUCGGAUUUACAGAGCUGGAUCAGAUCCUUCCUGGACGAAAACAAAAUGGGAUUCAGUCUCACAAAGACAGCACUGCCAUUUUUAACGGACACACUCACGCUUCUACCAGUGCCUUAAAGACGCAGGAUUGCUCGUUGCCCUCUGGCAACUGUGUUGCAAGUAGGUUCUCUCCAGGGCUUGUGCAGGAGGAGGGGAAGACUGAGAAAGGCAUGGCUGACUUCAGAGACUGCACAACACAGCAGUUGCAGCAGAGCAACAAAAAUACAGACUUCUAUUGGAAUCCACAUAGGACUAUGAGUAUUUCAUCCUCAUCUUCAUCUUUGCACAGUAAUGCUAAAAUAAAUGGUGCUCACCACUCCACUGUUCAGGGGCCUUCAAGCACAAAAAGCACUUCUGUACCUACUCCUAGCAAGGCAGCUUCCUUACCUAUGUCCAAACCUUCAGAUUGUAGUUUUAUUUCUGAAUUUUAUUCACAUUCAAGACUGCAUCAUAUAUCAACGUGGAAGUGUGAAUUGACAGAAUUUGUCAACAGCCUACAGAGAAAAAACAGCGGUGUCUUCCCAGGAAGGGAAAAAUUAAAAAAAUGGAAAGCAGGCAGGUCUGCACUUAAAACUGACACAGGUAAUGUGUCUGUUCCAAGCUCAGCCAAGCCACAGAGCUGUAUAAUGCACGUGGAUAUGGAUUGCUUCUUUGUGUCUGUGGCUAUCCGAAAUAGACCAGAUCUCAAAGGAAAACCAGUGGCUGUUACUAGUAACAGAGGUGCAGGAAAAGCACCACUACGCCCUGGUGCAAACCCCAGACUCGAACAGCAAUAUUACCACAAUAAACUAUUGAAUGGCAAAGCAGCAGAAAUUAGAGUACCUGGUAAACUGGACUCGUCAUUCUGGGAGCAUCCAGAUUCCACACAUGUGAAUGGAGCUGACUUUGACCUCACUGUUCUGUCCAUGGCUGAAAUAGCUUCUUGUAGUUAUGAAGCCAGACAAGUCGGCAUAAAGAAUGGAAUGUUUUUUGGCCAAGCAAAAAAAUUAUGUCCAAAUCUCCAAGCAGUUUCAUAUGAUUUUGAUGCUUACAAAGAAGUUGCACGGACAGUGUACGAAAUAUUAGCAAGCUAUACUCAUAACAUCGAAGCAGUCAGUUGUGAUGAAGCACUAGUAGAUAUCACUGAAAUCCUUACAGAGACCAGACUGACUCCUGAUGAACUUGCAAAUGCUAUCCGCACUGAAAUCAAAGCCCAGACUAAAUGCACAGCUUCUAUUGGGAUGGGUUCUAAUAUUCUGCUGGCCAGAAUGGCAACUCGUAAAGCUAAACCGGAUGGACACUAUCACUUAAAACCUGAAGAAGUGGAUGAUUUUAUCAGAGGUCAACUUGUUACCAGUCUUCCAGGAGUUGGCAGGACGAUGGAAUCCAAGCUGGCUUCUUUGGGAAUUAAAACCUGUGGAGAUCUGCAGUGUACUUCAAUGUCAAAACUGCAAAAAGAAUUUGGUCCAAAAACAGGACAAAUGCUCUACAGAUUCUGUCGUGGGUUGGAUGAUCGACCUGUUCGUACAGAAAAAGAAAGAAAAUCAGUUUCAGCUGAAAUCAACUAUGGAAUAAGGUUUACACAGCCUAAGGAAGCAGAAGCUUUCCUUCUGAGCCUCUCAGAAGAAAUCCAGCGUCGACUUGAAGCUGCUGGUAUGAAGGGUAAACGAUUGACCCUUAAAAUCAUGGUCAGAAAAGCAGGGGCGCCAGUCGAGCCUGCAAAAUAUGGAGGUCAUGGAAUUUGUGAUAAUAUUGCCAGGACUGUGACUCUAGACCAUGCAACUGACAGUGCAAAAGUGAUUGGGAAAGAAACUCUAAACAUGUUUCACACAAUGAAACUGAACAUAUCGGAUAUGAGAGGGGUUGGAAUUCAGGUGCAGCAGUUAGUUCCCAUCAGUAAAACCAAUUCAGCUCACUCGACGGUACAGUCUGGACACUUACCUGGUGGAUCACAUUCAGUUAUUGAUCUUUUUCAUGUUCAGAAAGCCAAAAAGUGCUCAGAAGAAGAACGUAAGGAAGUAUUUGUGGCUGCUAUGGACCUUGAAAUAUCUUCUGAUUCAAGAACUUGCACUUUUCUUCCAUCUCGUGGUACCCAUCUCACAUCUGGUCUCAAUUCCAAUGUUAACAACACUGAGUCUGCUCUCAAAUGGAAUGGUGUACAUUCUCCUAUCAGUGUAAAAUCCAGGCUUAAUUUGAGUAUUGAGGUUCCAUCUGCUUCUCAGCUAGAUAAAUCUGUGCUAGAAGCUCUGCCGCCUGAUCUCCGAGAACAAGUAGAGCAAAUAUGCACCAUUCAGCAAGGAGGAGAGAGUUACGGAGACAGCAGAAAAGAGCCAAUAAAUGGAUGUAACACAGCACUUCUGUCACAACAAGUUGGAACGGUGCUUUUACAGAUACCAGAGCUUCAAGAACCAAAUACCAAUAUGGGAAUUAAUGUAAUAGCCCUGCCAGCUUUCUCACAGGUGGAUCCUGAGGUUUUUGCUGCACUACCUGCUGAACUGCAAGCAGAGCUGAGAGAUGCAUAUGAUCAAAGGCAAAAGCAACCAGAGCAGCAACCUGCUAACACUUUUGUGUCAAAAAAUCCUUUCCUACACCUGAAGCAUGCAACAGUGAAAAAUAAGAAAAAAAACAGGAAAAAACCUGCAGCUAGUCCUGUAAAAAAGAAUCAGAGUCCGCUGAAAAGCAAACUCAUUGGUAGCCCUGCAAAAAUCUUGCCAGCUACAUCUGGAAGCCCACAGAAGCUGAUAGAUGGUUUCUUGAAACAAGAAGGAACAGCCGCCCAGUCAGAAGCAGUUCCAUCAACUUCAGGACCAUCAGCUCUGCAAACUGAACAACAGCCUGGUUCAUACAGGCCACAAGCACCCAACCUAGCUGGAGCUGUUGAAUUCAGUGAUGUAAAGUCGUUGUUGAAAGAGUGGAUUACAACUAUUUCAGAUCCCAUGGAAGAAGACAUUCUACAGGUUGUGAAGUAUUGUACUGAUUUGAUAGAAGAAAAAGAUUUAGAGAAGUUGGAUCUGGUUGUUAAGUACAUGAAAAGGUUAAUGCAGUCGUCUGUGGAAUCAGUUUGGAAUAUGGCAUUUGACUUCAUUCUUGACAACGUUCAGGUAGUUUUACAACAAACAUACGGAAGCACACUAAAAGUUAUCUGAACUUGUAGUAAAGAGCUUGGUGAGAGCCUGGAGCUCUCUGCUAGCUGUGCCAUAAGUGCUUGUGAGGUAUUUGCAAAGUGCAUGAUAGUAAUGCCCUGAGUUUUUAUAAUUUCAGAUUUCUUUUUAAACAACAAAGUGUUUUGUACAUUUCUUUUCAGAAAGUGCCAAAUUUGUCAGUAUUGCAUGUAAAUAAUUGUGUUAAAAUUCUUUUAUUGUAGUAUAGAAUCUAUUUACAAAAUGUUUGUUUAUAAAGUUUUAUGGAUUUUUACAGUGAAGUGUUUACAGUUGUUUAAUAAAGAACUGUAUGUA